Komagataella phaffii GS115 is the source of this 939-nucleotide messenger RNA. RefSeq names its product Alpha subunit of both the farnesyltransferase and type I geranylgeranyltransferase. Gene Ontology annotation, molecular function: CAAX-protein geranylgeranyltransferase activity; protein farnesyltransferase activity. The record is from RefSeq and is a predicted model, not a curated record. Lineage: Eukaryota; Fungi; Ascomycota; Pichiomycetes; Pichiales; Pichiaceae. The transcript has a single exon. Gene Ontology annotation, cellular component: cytoplasm; protein farnesyltransferase complex; CAAX-protein geranylgeranyltransferase complex. Gene Ontology annotation, biological process: protein geranylgeranylation; protein farnesylation. The coding region runs from base 1 to 939 and encodes 312 amino acids.
AUGGUUGUAUUUGAGGAUUUUGAGUGGGACGAUAUUACUCCAAUUGAUAUCGCAGAGACAACGGCCCCACUUUGUCAUAUUUUGUACACUGAGGAAUUCAAGAAGGUAAUGGGGUAUGCCAAGGCCUUGAUGGCACAGAAAGAGUAUUCAGAAAGAGCGUAUUUUAUAACAGAUGAGGUGAUUAAUAUAGCUAGUGCUCAUUACACGAUAUGGAAGUACAGAUUUGAUAUUGUGGUUCAUUUGAAGAAAAAUUUGGUCCAGGAACUGGAUUGGUGUGAUAAUAUUGCUUACGAGAACGAAAAAAACUAUCAGAUAUGGCCUUAUAGACAACAAAUUAUAGAGUUGUUGGAGAAAGAGACUGAAUCUGUUGAUGAUUUAUUGAAAUUGGAGUAUCCGCUAUUGGAUAUAAUGAUUGAACAGGAUAGUAAAAACUACCAUGUCUGGUCUCAUAGACGAUGGUUGGUUGAAAAAUUCAAACUGUAUCGAACUCAGAGAGAACUCGAAUUUACUAAUGACAAAAUCAACCUUGAUGUGAGGAAUAAUUCUGCUUGGAACCAUCGAUUUUUGGUCCAAUUUGGUGAUAUCGAGAGUAAUUCGUCAUGCGACAAAGAAUAUCUGAGGGACGAAAUCAUCCUUACCAAAGAUAAAAUUGAUCUUUGUCCAGAGAAUCCGUCUUCUUGGAACUAUCUUCAAGCAAUAUAUAAGAAGUUUUCGGUGAUAUUGCUCAUAGAAGACCUGAACUUGUUUGCAAUUCAGUACACUCAUCUAGUGGAGAAUCCAAGAGUAAUUUCCAUCCAGGCCCUGGAAUUAACUGCAGAAAUCUACCAGAAAUCUGACAAGAACAAGUCUGAAGAAAUAUAUGAGUUGCUGAGCACUACAUAUGACCCGAUAAGGAAAAACUACUGGAGCUUUUGCAAGAAUCUCCUGUACCAGAAUUGA